AUGGAAAUAUUUACUAGAUUACUGAUCAUCCUGGGAUCUGCAUCUGUCUUGGUCUCACAAGAAGAAAAGAAGAAAUUCGACCACAGUGUCCAGCAGCUGUUCGAGCUGUACACCUCCAACAGGCGCUUGCUGGACGGCACCAAGCAGAGGGACAUCCAGAUUGUCUAUCCACAACAGCUGCGCAAAAACCAAGUUGUCGGCAUUUCCACCAAAGAGCAUCGCAUCAGACAUCAUGGCACCCAUGAACAUUACAAACAUGUCACCUUCCAACUGGACAUCAAUGGAGUGCGCUACAAGCUUAAGCUGGACCUCAACGAAGCCCUGUUGUCGUCUGGUAUCAUGAUUAAACACUACAUCGAUCACAACCAGCAGGUUAUAUCACAGACUGUGGAGCAUUGCUACUAUCAUGGCACUGUGAAGAAAGACGAUUGGUCGGCUGUGGCCGUGAGCACGUGUAAUGGAAUCAGGGGUAUCAUACAGCUUCACAAUGAGACGUACAUUAUACAGCCUCUGCUGGGAGGAGAUGAGGGGGUUAAGCACCCACAUGUUCUGUACAAAGCCACGGUGUCUGAAAGUGAAACCUGUGGGAAUGGUAAAGGCCAGUGGCAGCCUUUCAAGGAGCUACAUAAAAGAGAAUAUGUCAGAAGACUGAAGUACCUCAAGGCUCAGAGGAUGACGCGUGACCUCACAAAUGCAGACCCAACGUUCAUCCAUCUGGCUCUGGUUUUUGACACAUCUGUGUACCAGACCCUCAAUUUAACUCAUGCAGAAGUGGUCGCCUAUGCCAUCCAAACUGCCAACAUCGUCGACUUGUACUACAAGGAGAUGAAGAUGCGGGUUGCCCUGGUGUACGCGGAGUUGUGGAACAUUGUGGAUCAGUUCACCGUCAGCCCAGUUCUCAGAGAAACCCUGGAAAACUUCCUGAAUUUCAGAGCAAAGACACUAAAAAAUGUGGACCAUGACGUUGCCCAGUUUAUCACAAACCGGAGAUUUGAGGAAAACAGCAUUGGGCUGGCCAUACCAGACUCCAUAUGUACAGACAGAGCUAUUGGUAUUAACAAGAACCCAGACACGUUGGAGCCCCAACAGGUGGCGACAGUGUUGGCUCACAUGAUCGGCCAUAACCUGGGACUGAAACACGACGAAGACGAAGCAUGGAGAUUAGAUUACUACUCAGGUGAAUGUGAGUGUCUGGACCAGUUUGGCUGUAUCAUGUCCUACAAAAUCUUUCAGUUCCGUGGCUUCCACUCUCGUCGGUUCUCCAGCUGUAGUGUCAAGGACUUGGAGAUCUCUAUCAACAUGGGCCUAGCCUCCUGCCUGGUCAAGAAGAAUGAGAGGAACUUUGCACAGCAGUGUGGUAAUAAGUUUGUCGAGAGAGGGGAAGAGUGUGACUGUGGGUCAAGGGAGGAUUGUGCUCUGCUGGACCCAUGCUGUGACCCCCGCACCUGUCUGCUAAAGUCCUGGGCCACAUGUAGGUCUGGACCCUGCUGUAACAACUGCACUCUGUACCCUGCGACCCAUGUUUGCCGUGACAAGACAACUGAGUGUGAUGUUCCGGAGUUCUGUACAGGGCUCACAGGAGAGUGCCCAAGUAACAACUUCAUCCAGGACGGCCACCCAUGUGCUAACAACACAGGCUACUGUUUUGGGGGGAUUUGCCCUACCCUCGGGCAGCAGUGCCAGGCCAUCUGGGGAGAGGAGGCCGAGAGCGCAGAUUUCCGCUGCUUUGAGAGAUUUAACCCAACGGGAAAUUUCAACGGCCAUUGUGGGCGAGAUGAAAGCACAGGACACUACAUCAAGUGUACCCCUGAGAACUCCCAGUGUGGUUUACUUCACUGUGAUGGUGGGGAUAAGGUGCCCUUGUACGGCCCAGACAAGGCCUUCUCCAAAACCACAGUGUCAUCAGGAGGGGUCGAGUACGAAUGCAAGAUUGUGCACGGCCCGGCAGCGCUGGACAUGCCCCACACAGGGAUGGUAGAGGACGGUACCCGGUGUGGGGAGGGAAGUCUCUGCCUGGACAGGACCUGUGUGGGGGUAGACACCCUGGCUCACCUCAUCUGCCCAGCUAACUCCCUCGGGUUGGAGUGCUCCCAACAUGGGAUUUGCACACGAGGAGGCACGUGUUUCUGUUACCCAGGCUGGAGUGGCUUUGCCUGCGACAUUGAGGUGGAGAUCAUCACAGAACCACCUAUGACCAAAGCUCCACCCACAACGGCUACAACAACAACACCUGUCCCUGUGAACAUUCGGACUGGGUCGACACCCGCAACGGCUGUGUCGGGUCAGUCAAGAUACCCCUCCUCCACUCCAACUCUCGCCGUUGUCAAAGACACUAAGCCUGGCCUGAGCACGACCUGGUUAGUGGUCAUUCUGGCCUCAGUAGUUGGAGGACUUGUCCUUGUUAUAGGACUCACCAUGAUCUGUUACAGACGAAAGACACCAAACAAGUCAGUUUUGUCGGGAAGUAAAAACAACAUCUUCAUCGGCCAAGACUCGUCUCUCCUCAAGAAGAAAGGGGACAACUCUGACGGGUCUGGAAAGAAAUCGCUCAGGUUAAUAAGUUUUGGCAGUUUGCCAACAUAUAGACUGGGUAAAUCAAAGAAGAAAGGUAAGAAAAUGAGACCAUCUUCUGAGGAGGAAAGCGACAUUGGAGAGUUACCUCCCCCUCCCAUCAUCAUUACCUCCCCGAACAGUGCCAAACCUCCAGAGAAAGGCAUUCUGAAGAAUUCGCUGAACUCGAUAAAGUUCCGUGAGGCAAUGGCUCAGACCAGCGAGGACACAAACACAGAUGACCAGAACGACUGCGAGACAGGAUCGAGGUCAAGUCUGAGUCUCACGCAGUGUAUGGGCAAUGACGAGGAGCUGGAAGAGGAGGAUGAGGAUGCCGAACUGCGCCAGAUCCUCGAGGGGACCGCUGCUUGUUACCAUAGAGACCACGACCACAAUUACGCGGGACUAACCAUGCCUGGGUCAGACAGCUAUGAGAAUCAGUUUGUGUUGCCCGCGCCACCAACCACCAUGUUCGACAGUCCGCUGCACAGCCCCGCACUGAGCUUUGCCAGUAGCGGACGCACAGGUGGAUACCCGUACUCCAGGCGUGGAAGCAACAACAGUGGACGUGACAAUGGGAUUCCGUCACCCGCGCGCGCCAAACACCUACGUCUGCGUCCCCUGGAAGACAUGAUGGAGAGGAAUCAGUCAACAUACGUGGAUCUGUCACCAUCUCCGGAGGACAUGGCCAACGAACACAAAAUCUCGCCGUCUAACUCCGAGGACAUUCGCAGCAGUGAGACUGAGGUGGACCGCGAUUACUAUCAGUGUAACAAGCGUCCAGACCACACGAGCGCACCUAAGUACACCUACAGUAAUAAUCGGGAGGACCGGCGGUUCCACAGGGACCAUGAACCACCCACAUCUGACGCUGCAGGGUUAGGGCUCUCUCGCAUCCCUAAACUCAGUCCACUCAGGUUUGAAAAGUUCCUACUCCAUUCCCGAGGCAAUUACGAUGGCAGAGGGUUGAGAGGGACAGACGAUGAUAACGGUAAUCUCAACACUAGUGACUUGAGCUCGCACCAGGGCACGGCAAACUCCCGCAGCGGCUGUGAGAAAAGCUCGGGCUACGGCAGCGAGCAAGAUCCUGAUCGGAAAAGCAUCGAAGACCUCGUCAAUCCAAGAUCACGAUCAAGGUCACAGUCAUCAUCCCCGCCAACCUUCAGCAAUGUCAUCCGAGCAGGUCCAAACCGCAUCCAGUUGGUUCCGUCAGGAGAUCGGGACCACCAGAUGGCGCCACCUCUACCACAACGGCAGCCUCAGAAGGUUUCAUACAGUGCUAACGAGAGAUUACAGAAGCUGUUGGAGGGCCUACCGCGUAUCAAUGCGGGAAGUUUUGAGCGGAGCCCGAUAGCCAACACACCCUCUGGUAGCAGCACCAGUAGUGGGUCUAGUCGUGGAAGUAUAGUAGGAGUUCCCCAAGACCUGGGUCCAAAGUCACGUCCGCUGCCGCCGGCACGCAGCUCUAACCGUGACAGUGUGCCGUGUAUAGACAGAAGUUUGGACGAAAUCCCUCAGACUGUAGAGGAUGAGUUGUCUGAGGGGUCAGCAGCCGAUCCCAUGGGGGAGGAAGGCUUGCGGACACAGAGACCCACCAGUCUGGACGUGUACCACAAAACUGGUCUGUCAGAUCCCCGUAACCUAAACACACACAACCCCGCAGACAAACUUGACCGCUUCGUCAACAAACAAUACACUGAAUUGGACAGGGGAGCCAGCUAUCUGAACAUGGAUGAAUAAAACUAUAAUAAAGCUGGGAGACGUAGAGUAUUAAUUGAGAACAUAUGAAUUGUCAAAGCAUGCAGAUGUUUCUACAAAUCAUUGAGAAAGUUGAGCCAGCAUCAGGCUUGGCUUUCGCAGAACUAUACUACAUGGAAGGACUCACAAGGUAUAAGUAGACAUUGAUAUCUGCCCUUGACCUCCAGUAUUUGACCUUGACAUAUGACGUCUGAUUUUGGUUUUUUAUGUCUGACCUUGAUGUCUAACCUUGGGUUUGGAUGUCUAACCUUGGGUUUGGAUGUCUGACCUUGAUAUCUCACGUUGGGUUUGGAUGUCUGACCUUGGUUUGGAUGUCUGACCUUGGUUUGGAGGCCUGACCAUUAUAACAUUUUAUUGUUAUUGUUUGUACUGAGCAUGUUCAAAGCCAAAAUGUCAACAAAGUGUAUGUGCAGCAUUCACUGCCGUCUCAUAGGAAACAAAAUCUACAUAGAAAGAUAUUUUUAGUCACAAAAUAACCUUUUUAUUUUUUUUUUUUCAUAUUUUUUUUCAAGGACUUUAUCCAAAGGAUUGAUAGGAAAGUAUUAUGCAACAAAAUAUUGAUAUUUGUGCAACACAACCGCUCAGUUUAAUGUCAAUUUGUGCUUUUUUGACCAAAUUCACACUUGCCAAAUUUUCACCUGAAGGGGAGACAAGUAAGGAAAUAACUUCAUCACAGACUUGAUCAUUGCUGAGUCAUACGCCCAUUGUCAUUAGAGUUGAUCAAUAGAACAUGGCAGGACCCAGUGGGUAUUUUUUAAGAAACUGAUUGCGUUUCUUCAUGUGUAUCACGCAAAGCUCACAUAUGCAUUUGGCCAUUUCACCUUAUUCUCAGCACUCAAUCCAUAAACUGCCAACUUGUCAAGAGCAUUAAACUUUUUCACGUGAAAAUUCUAUCAUUUAGAUGGGCGGCUUUCGAUGCUGUUCAGUUUGGAAAGAGGAAAAUUUAGACUGUAGCUGCUGAAGAAGUUGUGGAGAGAAGGUUGUGGAUUCCAUGGCACAAUGUCCCUUCCUGUUUGUAAAGUAAAAGGCAAAAAAAAACCCCACUAAAAUGAAGUAUAUAUCAGAUGAAAGUCCAGUGAACUUUGUCCAGGAAAAUAGUUGUUUCUCAGAAUUUUUCCAGCUGAAUAAAAUCAUGCUUUUAAAACAUCAGAUUCUGUGCUGGUCUGUAGUGGCCCAGAUGGUAUCGGUGACUUCACAUCCUUAUUUCUGGCUGAACUAUGUCGUUUCAAGGCCCAAGGUCCAGCGAAUGUACAUGUAUAUGUGUCUUAUAGGAUGUUGAAAUCUAGAAGUCUAUGCGUUAAACGACAUCACUGGUCCCAGUAUGGUCAGAAAAAGUCUCCGAAGAAUCCAAAGUUCAAUUGAAUUUUGAUUGGUUCAAAAAGUUCUUUAAAAAAAAAAUGUGAAUUUUUAGACAGUGUUUAAUGGUCUUCCACCUGACUUGUACUUCACAUUUGUGUUUUCCUUGCCUAUAAGGUAGGGAAUCUUUGUCCCAUUCACUAUGGGAAAACGUUGUUUUAGAACAUCUCAUCAUUCAGGUUCAUGAACAAUUCGGUUUGUACACAAUAUUGUACACAUCAGCAUUAUUAGAUUUUUGUAAGAAACAGUAUUACAUGUAGAUUGAUUAUUACUGCAUUUUACACCGUAUAUGUAAAUGGGAAAGCACAAAAACAGGACAAAAUUUAUGUAGUCUCAUGCUGUCUUGGUUACGAGAAAUUUUGCAAGCAUAGGCUUAAAAUGUUCAGACUUUUAACAAUGUUGUAAAUUUGCUUGUAGCAACCUGCAAAAGCUUAAAUGAUUGAUUUCUACGGUCCUAGCUGGCCACAAUAUGGCUGAUAAAUUGCCAGUCCAAUGUUUAGCCAAAAUCAUUCUUCAGUCCUGGCCAUACUGUUUUUUCAAAAGUCAGUGGUAUAAAAGGUCUUUGUGAAACAUCAUUGUAGAAGUCCAUUUUUAAACAUUGGUGUGAAAGAUUGUGCAACAUUAUUGUGAAACAGGAGCCUAAAAAUUUAUUGUGAAACAUCAGUGUGAAAGAUCAUUGUGAAUAUCAGUGAACGUCAGUGUGAAAGGUCAUUGUGAACAUCAGUGUGAAAGGUCAUUGUGAACAUCAGUGAACGUCAGUGUGAAAGGUCAUUGUGAACAUCAUUGUGAAAGGUCAUCAUGAAACAUCAGUGUGAAAGGUCACUGUGAAACAUCAGCGUGAAAGGUCACUGAAACAUCAACUGAAAGGUCAUCGUGAACAUCAUUGUGAAAGAUCACUGUGAAACAUCAUUGUGAAAGGUCAUUGUGAAGCAUCAGUGUGAAAGGUCACUGUGAACAUCAUUGUGAAAGGUCAUUGUGAAGCAUCAGUGUGAAAGGUCAUUGUGAACAUCAUUGUGAAAGAUCACUGUGAAACAUCAGUAUGAAAGAUCAUUGUGAAGCAUCGGUGUGAAAGGUCAUUGUCAAACUUCAGUAUGAAAGGUGGUUUUAAAACAUAUGUUGACAUGGUUGUAAAAUCAACAGGUAAAGUAAGUUUGGAAAGUGACAGGGUCUUGAGGUUGCAAAUUAUUUUGCAAGAAAAAGAAUAUUUUCAACAAAAAAAGCUUUUAUGUCCAGUAGUUCGUGGUUCAUAGGACAAUUUGAGUGCCUAAGUGAACUGGGCAAGGUCAAGUUAAAGUUGUAAGCCGCCAUCUUAUGACAGGUAGUUAGCCAUUUCAACAUCUCAGAACAUAUCAUGAAUUUUUGACUCCAUAUAUUAAAAGUGUAAAUGUGACGACUUCAAAGUGGACAUUUGUUGUUUAAAUCAAACAGGUGUUGUAGAAAAGGUAGGGCUUGUUUAAGUUAGUAAUUAGUAAAGGUAGAUGUAUAUGUAGUUAUUGUUCAGAAGGAUUAUGUUGUAGGUUUGAUACAGGUAUUUACGUGUAAUUCACUUAAUAAAACUAAACAGAAUAUGAGGCAAGCACUUCAACCUUUUCACAUAUGAAAGAGCAACUUUCAGUGCAUUUUAUGCAUGUUAUUAAUUUGAUUUUGGAGAUAACACUACAUUUGUCGGAUAGGCCAAUUUCAGGGCUUCACAAAAGUACUAUUUUAUCAGUCAUCACAGAAUAAUACCUUCAGAAUAUGCUUGAAUAAAAACCUUGCAAACAUGUGAAAAUGUUGAAGAAUUACAAUAACCUUGCAAAAAUUAAGCAGUUACUUGAUGUUUUAGAUUUUGAUUUAAAUUCAGACGUGUACAUGUAGUUGUGGAAUUUGGCUUGUAUAUUGCAGUGCCCAAGCAUGGCUCUUCAUCGUUAGGCAAAUGUAGAUAGACAAUUUACUGGGGAUGCAUCAAAUUCCUUUCAAAUUGUAAAUAAAGAAUGGUUUAAUAGUGAUAUGCAUUGUACAUGAUAGCUCUGUCAUUUUUAAUUUAUACAAAAAUCACAUGGUAUGAUCUCAUUGUUUUGGUUUUGAUUUGUUUGUUGUUGUUUUUUUUUGUGAUGUAUUUUAUUUUUAGAACUUGUGUAUGUAUAUAAUAAGGGGCUAUGAAAACAUCUGAAGGGAGGUAGUUUUCAUAUACAUUGGUCUGGGAGUGAUGUUUGCAAUAUAUUACCUGUAUCAGUUUUUUUGUGACAGAGACAGAAUCAAACGAGUAGAGCAGUAUGUAUUACUUCAUAUAUUGUCUGCAUUACUUUUCUCAUUUUUACCAUUUUUUUUUCUAGAUUUUUAAGGUUGCUUUGCAAAGUCAACUGCUUUUUUUUUUAUUUGUAAUAUAUUUAUUUUUGUGCUUUUCUACACACUUAGAAAACUUUUGUAAUCGCAAAGAUAAAAAGACUACUGUUCUGCUAUGGGAACACUUUUGGUUUCUGUCAAGUUUUUCAUUAGGGAUAGGCUCUAUCUGUAUCGCUGUUGCAACAGUGCUCAUUGACGAAUUAAAUUGGUGCAUCAUUCAGAUUGGAUUUAGAUAAGCUUUUUAUUUUCAUUUAACUUUUCAAAAAAAAAAUAAAAAUACAUGGAAAGCAAAUGUUACAAAGAAGGAAAUUGUGGCACAUGCGAACCUGUAACAAAUUAUGUAAGACUUCAAAAUGGCGUGUGUCUAUGUAUAGUUCGUUAAAAAUACGUGUUGAAGUACGAUAAGGAGAUGUGGUUGCUGAGUGUUGUGUGUUGCCAUUUCUCUAUACUCUACAAUCUUGUGGCCUUGAUAUAUGUUAGCGUUUAUAUACCUAUACAUUAACACGUGUAAAUACGCGAUUUAGCUGGCGUUAUCACUGUUUGUUCACGUGCAAUGAUUGUUUGACAGCUGUUAUAUGCUUGUUUUGCUAACGAACGCCUUCACAGUCUACAUGUAUUUGGAAAAGAUAUCGUAAGUAAAAUGUAAAUGAGAUUUCAAU
Messenger RNA from Liolophura sinensis, 8648 nucleotides. RefSeq names its product disintegrin and metalloproteinase domain-containing protein unc-71-like. The record is from RefSeq and is a predicted model, not a curated record. Bases 1 to 4290 code for a protein of 1429 amino acids. Lineage: Eukaryota; Metazoa; Mollusca; Polyplacophora; Chitonida; Chitonidae. The transcript is spliced from 27 exons. Gene Ontology annotation, biological process: proteolysis. Gene Ontology annotation, molecular function: metalloendopeptidase activity.